AUGUCUGUCCAGAAGUCUGGGCUAAAAGCCCAGAGACUGCAUCUUCUCUUCGUCAUUCCGCUCGAAUACAUAUGGGAACUGUAUAGACUACCUCUACUCUGUUCAGUCUCUAUCUAUUGCGACCUUGUCAUCAGCCUGGGCGCAUACGGAGGUCUAGGGCCCAUGACCAAUGCCAUCCUCUGGGUGGAAUUCGUUAUAUUCUCCGUCUUCGUCGGGCUACGGCUCUACACACGAAAAGAAAUCCUGAAUGCCGUUGGCCCUGACGAUUAUCUAACUGUUAUUGCGCUGGCCGUCCAUAUCCUCUACACCAUCUUCGUCACCAUAGCCACCACCUACAGUCUAGGACGACUCUUCGCUGAAGCUGAAUAUCCAGCCACCUAUUUCACAGCUGUCAAGAAACUGGCUGUCGGCAUGCUUCUUCUUCGGAUCGUGCAGAAUAAAACCCAGAUCUGGUUUAUCUGGUUGUGCAUUGCGGCUACUGUUCCCAUUAUUGUAUUCUCUACCGUUACGGUUAUUGUACAGUGUGUGCCGGUUGAGAAGAGCUGGAAUCCAACGGUGCCAGGAUCAUGUUGGCUGGAUUUCUCCAAGGUUGGAUAUACUGUUGGAUCGUGGUUCGUCGCCGCCGACUUCUCCUUUGCCAUUCUUCCGUGGUUCGUCCUUUGGAAGCUGAAAAUGAAGCGGAAGGAAAAGAUCACCAUUGCCUGUGGUCUCAGCCUUGGUGUAUUCACUGGAGUAUGCGGCAUCAUCCGCACUGUAGCACUCUCCGUUUUGAGUGCAUCCGAGUACAUCUAUACGUCCUCUCUAUUCUCUUUAUUCAACCUCUAG
This is a messenger RNA of Monascus purpureus, 825 nucleotides long. NCBI's taxonomy places the organism in Eukaryota, Fungi, Ascomycota, Eurotiomycetes, Eurotiales, Aspergillaceae. The record is from the annotation of a GenBank genome assembly.